Epinephelus fuscoguttatus (brown-marbled grouper) is the source of this 1900-nucleotide messenger RNA. RefSeq names its product cell death-inducing p53-target protein 1-like. The transcript has 6 exons. The record is from RefSeq and is a predicted model, not a curated record. Lineage: Eukaryota; Metazoa; Chordata; Actinopteri; Perciformes; Serranidae. Gene Ontology annotation, molecular function: zinc ion binding. Bases 90 to 704 code for a protein of 204 amino acids.
UGACUGAACAAUACCUGCCCUUGUUGACUUAGUUUGAAUGUUACCUGGACAGGAGACGCUGAGAGCGGCUGAAUAUAUACGCAUCCAUCAUGAUUUCCCCAGAAAGCGAGCUGGAGAUGAUAGCUACAGAGCUGAAAGCUCUUUCAAUCAAGAGACAAGAACUUCUAGAAAGAAAAAAAAUGAAAUCCAUUUUUCAGGAAUUGAGGAAUCGGAUCGAAUUCAAACAAACAGAGGGCGAAGCGGCAUAUCACCACGAGACUGACAGCAUUGAUGCUGACCUGAAACACCUAACAGAAAAGAAGCAAAAGCUCCAAGAAAGUCAAGAGAACAUCUUCAAAGAUGAAAAUAAUACCAAGAAAGAGGCCAGUUUCACCCCCAGUGAGAUCACUAUGCCUGCUGAGCCUGAACCCAAAAUAUUCUAUGUUGAGCCUCCACCUAAUGUCCCUGCCCCUACAGUGAUUCUGGACAUGGAAAAACUUCCACCAUGUCCAUGCAGGACGCAGUGUCCAGAGUGCAAAAAGUUCAUCAUGACAGAGACCUCUACCUCUGUCAGCUCUGUCACCUGGCUGGUGUGUUUCAUGACAGCUCUGAUGGGCUGCGUGGCUGGCUGUUGCCUCAUUCCCUUCUGCGUCGAUAGGUGCAAAUCUACCAUACACAAAUGUCCCAACUGUCGAACAUCAAUCCGAGUUGUUAAACAACUCUGAGAGGGAAGCAGCUGGUGAGAAUGGUGAUGUAAUGUUUCAGCGUUACAGAGGUUAUCUGACUGAAUGUCAGUGGCUGAGGAUGUUUGUCAGCUUAAACAUUCAGGUGCAAUGACUUUGGUUUAAUGGAGCACAUGUCAGAAGGAACAUGCAGUGGUGAGGUGACUAAAGUCUGCCUGUAUGUAAAUGUAUAUUACAUAAGGUUUUCAGGAUGUAUCUGUAAAUUCAAACUGAUCUUUUACCGAACUAGAACAUCAGAUCAAUACUAUCAAUGACUGUAAAUAUACUGUAGUACUUCCUGUAGUAAAUCAUGUAAACAUCCAGUCCUCUCUUAAGGCUUACAGAUGUGGUGAGCUGUUUGUUUCUUCAGCAAAACUACAAAAUUUAAGUCUUCUUGUAUGUAUAGUUUUUAUUAGAAGCACAAAAGGGGAAAUGGCAUACUGGGGUUGGUCAUAGGCUUGUGGUGAAAUCCAAAAUAAUCUCUGUAUUUACAAAAUGACUAACAUAAAAACACUGUGUAUAAAACUCAUACAAAGUCAAGUCGAUUUUAUCUAUACAGCCCAAUAUCACAAAUCUGCUUCAGGGGGCUUUACAGUAUGUACAACAUUAUGACACCCUCUGUCCUUAGACCCUUGAUUCAAAUAAGGCAAAACUUCCUCCAAAAAUUCUUUAAUGGGGAAAAUAAUGGAAGAAGCAGUGGGGAGAGAGAACCAAGGACAGCAUGCACACAUGGGGUAAAGAGAGACAAGAGGUGAGGCUGAAUAAAGCCGAUCCAAAACAUCUGGAAUGUGGCACAAACGACCAGGACAGAGAGAGAAGUCCCAGGAUGGCUAAUGAUCCAGCAUUACCAGAAGUUGUCUUUGUCAUGACAAGUUGGCAAUAAAUUUGUUUGGGAUGUCCUUACUAUGACAACUUGACAUUAACCAGGAUGACAUUACCAGAAGAUGUCUUUAUGUUAAUGUCAAGUUGUCAUUAUAAGGACAUCCCAAACCAAUUUAAUGUCAGCUUGUCAUGACAAAGACGACUUCUGGUGAUGUCACUUUAAUUAAUGUCAAGUUGUCAUAAUCAAGACAACCCAAACAAUGUCAACUUGUCAUUACAAAACCCGAAUGACACUUAAUGACAGCAGUCAUAAACGUUUAUGACAUGUACAUAAUGUUUAUGACAAGUUCAUGACAGUGUCAUGUCACCCUUAUGUA